This is a messenger RNA of Armigeres subalbatus, 1957 nucleotides long. Its product is annotated as threonylcarbamoyladenosine tRNA methylthiotransferase. Gene Ontology annotation, cellular component: endoplasmic reticulum. The record is from RefSeq and is a predicted model, not a curated record. Lineage: Eukaryota; Metazoa; Arthropoda; Insecta; Diptera; Culicidae. Gene Ontology annotation, biological process: tRNA methylthiolation. The transcript has 4 exons. Gene Ontology annotation, molecular function: tRNA (N(6)-L-threonylcarbamoyladenosine(37)-C(2))-methylthiotransferase activity; 4 iron, 4 sulfur cluster binding. The coding region runs from base 241 to 1923 and encodes 560 amino acids.
AGAAAAGUCAUAACAAGUGAAAAUAAACAAAUCCCACGUUUGAUGUGCUCAUCUGGGAGGCUCUUCUGGCUUAUCACAUUAUUAUUUUUGAUAAAUUUCUAAUUCGUGAUUGUGAUUGUGGUAUGCUAAUGAAAACCAGGUAGUUAUAACCUGUUAUAACUUUCAGUUUCAAGAACUAUUGCCCAAAAAUUGUCUUCCAAAGUUAUAAUUUCCAAUUUGUACAACAGUUGAAGAGUGAAAAUGGCAGCAUGCACGGAAAUAAUUGACGAUAUUGAAGAUCUUAUCCAAUCGCAAGAUAUUACCCCAAAGGAAAGAUACGCCAACAAGAGCAAUGUUACCGUUCGAGCAAGGAGGAUCAAGAAAGCUAUUGAAGCUAAAGAAAAGGAUGCAGCAUCAUUUCCGGAGAAACACGUACUGGAGAGUGUUAUUCCAGGAACUCAAUCAAUUUACCUCAAAACAUGGGGAUGCGCUCACAACAAUUCCGAUAGUGAAUACAUGGCCGGUCAGCUUGCAUCGUAUGGGUACAACAUAACCACAGAUAGAUCAAAUGCGGAUUUGUGGCUGCUUAAUAGUUGCACAGUGAAGAACCCAUCAGAAGAUACUUUCCGUAACGAAAUUCAAGCGGCUGGUAAAAUGGGAAAGCAUGUCGUGUUGGCCGGAUGUGUCCCUCAAGCCGCUCCCAAAUCGGACUAUAUGCAAGGUUUCAGCAUUGUUGGGGUGCAUCAAAUUGACCGGGUAACGGAAGUGGUCGAAGAAACUUUGAAAGGAUAUUCGGUUCGACUGCUCCAGGCGAAGAAAGUCAAUGGGAAAAAAGUGGCCGGUCCCCAACUGGCAUUACCAAAAGUGAGAAAAAAUCCCCUGAUUGAGAUAAUACCGAUUAAUUCGGGCUGUUUAAAUGCUUGCACAUACUGUAAAACUAAGUUCGCUAGGGCAGAUCUGGUUAGUUAUCCGGUAGAGGAGAUCGUGCAAAGAGCUGCUCACGUAUUUACUGAUGGCGUUUGCGAAAUUUGGCUGACUUCCGAAGAUACAGGAACAUAUGGUCGAGACAUUGGAACAUCACUCCCGGAGCUCCUGUGGCAACUCAUCGAUGUCAUUCCUGACGGAUGUAUGCUGCGUUUGGGCAUGACAAAUCCACCGUACAUACUGGAACAUCUGGAAGAAAUGGCCAAAAUACUUGCACAUCCCAAAGUGUAUGGCUUUCUCCAUGUGCCUGUUCAGAGCGGCUCGGAUGCUGUACUAGCGGAAAUGAAGCGCGAAUAUUGCCGGUCCGAUUUCGAACAAAUAGCUGAUUUUUUAAUGCAAAAAGUGCCUGGUAUAACAAUUGCUACGGAUAUAAUUUGUGGCUUUCCGACGGAGACGGAAGAAGAUUUUGAACAUACGAUGACACUGUGUGAUAAAUACAAAUUCCCCAGUUUGUUCAUCAAUCAGUUCUAUCCAAGGCCUGGAACACCGGCUGCAAAAAUGCAGCGAAUUCCAGCAGAUCAGGUGAAAGUUCGCACUAAGCGUUUGACAGAUCUGUUCUACAGUUACGAGCCGUACGUAGGAAAGUACGUACCUGGCGAUCGACAGAAAGUUUUGGUUACUGAAAUAUCUCACGACAAAAAGCAUUACGUUGGUCAUAACAAAUGCUACGAACAAGUUCUCCUGCCCAUGGAUAAAAACCUGCUGGGAAAACUUGUGGAGGUUGAAAUCGUUGGCAUUACCAAGUUCAGCAUGCACGCAAAGGUGGUCCAAGAAGAGAAAGAUUGGAUAAAAUGUACCACAUUGGAGAACAAAGGACAAGCAUUGGAAGUGGACGGCAAUGCUAUUAAAAUUGUCAACAAAGACGAGCAAAAAACAAAUUCGUAUACAGUCGUAUUAUUGUUCGCUUUCGUAUCCUGCGCCAUUGCACUCGUUUGUCGCUAUAUCAUGAUUUCACUGUAGAAACAAUAAAGAUAAUUGUUAAUAAAAACUUUAA